Molecule: messenger RNA, 189 nt
Organism: Aphanomyces astaci
Lineage: Eukaryota; Oomycota; Saprolegniomycetes; Saprolegniales; Verrucalvaceae
Exons: 2
Coding region: 1-189 (62 amino acids)
Source: RefSeq, a predicted model, not a curated record
AUGUUGGCCCCCGUGAGCCCCAGCGACUGGAUGCCGAAUGUCGUGGUAACUGGGGACUCACACGUCUUGGCCUCGAUGGUUCUGUCUUGCUUGAACGCGGUCGAGAUCAAGUACAUGGCGAAGAACGAGAUGAUGCCGACGUACGGGCGUUUGAAUGAUGGCGCUGGCCAUGCAUCCAAAGGUUUUUAA